AGAAAAGUCCUUUUGUAAAGUGAACAAAGGCUUCCGAUGGUGACAUUUCAUGUUUCUCAUUGUCAAUCUGUCUUGACCAGAAUGAACAUUUAUGACGUCACUUCGGUAUUAUUUAAAUAAGUUUCGCUCGUUCUCCAAGCAGGUGAAAACAGCUCGAAACGACAACACAUACAACACAUCGCACCAUCGCAAAUCUGCUACAGCUAAGUUUGAGUUGAUCCUUGGAUUACUUCAAGCCACAAGCUAGCAUUUUGAAAUGACCAGGAACAAGAUUUUGCCAUACUGCAAGGUGAUUGUGGGACGUCCUAAGCUUUGCUUUGGUUUGGCCCUCGCUGCCCAUUUCUCAGUUAUCAUAUUAACAGCAAUUCUUCAUACUACUGGUUAUGAUAUUAUUCCGGCGGACUUCUCUCAAGUUCCUCUUAACCUCGAGCAGGAUGAUUCCAAACUCAGAGCGGAUGCUUGGAACUUUGUUGACCAAGACCCGCAAAUCGAUUUAAACGCUGCCUCGCUCGGUGUUCAAGGAGAACGAGCGGCGAAAUACGACAUGCUGCAAUUGAUAUACGAGAUGGAAAAUGGGAACAUUUUCACCAAGGAGAACCUGAAGUUGAUUCAGAAAACCGAACGAGAAUUGUUUGCCAACGAGGUUUUUCGACAGAAGUUGUGUUUGAAGACGCAAAACAGCCAGUGCAAACAACCCACUUCAAUAAUUAGGUUUUUCGAUGGCUCUUAUCAAAAGUUUCAUCGGUUGCUAAACGAUACCGAAUUUGAUAACAUCCCCCGAGUUUUAAGCGCUGCAAAAUCCAUGAACCACACGAGAGCAAUCUUAGAUUAUCACCUCGGUAAAGACGCGGUGAUUAAUUCAAAAACCGCGACCUCGCUUUACACUCGAACAUUCCUUAGCCUCGGUUUUCCUUUUAAAGGUUUUCAAAGCACAGCGGACCGGCCAGAUGAUCAGUGGGACUUUGCACAAAAACAUUCGGGAGAAGCAUUUGCUGAAAAGCUUGACGAGCUUUACGAAUCAGGUGUCGGUGAAAUGAAAUUUUACUACAACCUCAGAUCGCUGUUUUUCGAUGCUGUGUCCAGACAAGUCAUUUUUGAUCUCUUACUUGUGCUUGGCAGUUUCGCAUUUAUUUUCUUUUUCGUGCUGUUUCAGACUCGGUCUCUUUGGAUUACUGGAUGGGGACUGUUCAGUAUCUUUUCUAGCUUUUUUGGCGCUAACUUAAUCUACAGAAUUGUCUUCGAUUUCCGAUACAUCGGCAUUUUUCACGUGUUGUCCGUUUUCAUCAUUCUUGGUAUUGGGGCUGAUGAUGUAUUUGUCUUCUGUGACACUUGGCGUGCGUCAAAGGACAAAGUCUAUCCAAAUCUGGUCAGUCGGUUUUCUCAUGUGUACUCCCAUGCAGCUGGUGCCAUGUUCAUAACAUCGUUUACAACAAUGGUGGCUUUCAUUUCUAACGUGUUUUCGCCGUUGCUAGGCGUUUCGUCAUUCGGUACGUUUUCCGCAUUGCUUGUCUUUGUCAACUACUGCUCCGUGAUCAUAUUCUUCCCGACAGUUGUAAUUACUCACGAGCUCUACUGGAAGAAUUGGAAGUGGCCUUGCUGCAAGGUGUUCCACAUUUUCUGUGACAGGAAUCCACGGGACAACCGGAUUUCACCAACACUCACAGGAGACAUUGAAGAAGAGAAAGAUUCUUCGCUGGAAUCUGUUUCAAGCAGUCACACUCGACUGGUGGCCAGGCUCUUUGGAGGAGUUUUCUUUGACAAAGUUGUUGGCCAUAAAGUUACCCGGUGGAUUAUAAUUGUUGUAUUCACCGUGUUUAUCUGCCUGUCAGUGACGUAUGCAACACGGAUAAAGGUCGACGAGGAGCAGGUUAAUAUUUGGGGAAAGGGAACAAACUGGCACAGUGUAAAGCGGCUGACGGCGGUCGCCUUUAAACCGAGCUCAGAAGACAAUGUGAUCAACUUGUACAUCGUAUGGGGUUUAAAGAAUCAAGACCGCAGUGAAUGUCACUUCACAGACUUCAACUGCAAGGGAAACACUGUGCUGGACAGAAGCUUUGAUCUGAACCCUCCGCCAUGUCAGUUAGCGAUGCUGGAUUUCUGCAAAGAGUUAAAAAGUUUGAGUGCUGAUAAACUGGAGCAGUUGAAGAUACGACGGAAUGCGGUUACUGGUGAGCCAGACAUACGCUGCUUUCUUCAGGACAUGAGUACAUUUCUUAAGGAUGAAGCAAAAAAGUCCAAAUAUCCAAAUGGUACGGAUUUUAGCUUCCCUUUAAACAGCGAAAAAAUGAGAACCUUGAUGCAAUACAACCCUAAAUUGUACAACACUUCGAAACUUUCGCAAGCGUACUAUCGUUUCUUUGAGAUGGCACUUGGCUAUUGGUUGACUCGUGGUAACACGUCAUACAACAACGAUGAUUUUGUCACCUAUGGUCGGCUCCUUGGAGGGCAGGUUGAUCCAACGUCUAAGUUGAAGACACCCAGCUUUCAAGGUGGUAAAUAUGGCAACAAUCUUUUGUACGCCGGAAUCAAGGUCCAUACCACAAUGACUAUGGGUAGCUUAGGAUACAAGAAAGGACUUGUUACCUAUGAUGCUUGGGAGGAAUUUGUAAACCAAAAGAUGAGUGCAAUGCCAUCAUCAUGUGAUAAUGCUUUCCAGACCACUCCUGAGGCGGCACUGGCGUGGCAUUGGAUCAAAGUACAACAGGUUCUUGUUCGAAGCGCAGUAAAUGGCAUUAUCAUUGGUCUAUGCCUUACUCUACCCCUGUUGAUAAUCAUGACCACAAACUGGAUUGUGGCAUUGCUAUGCUGUAUGACAAUUUCUUUUAUCACGGUUGGCGUGGUCGGUAUCAUUCCACUAGUCGGAUGGAAGCUCGGAAUACUCGAGUCCCUGAACCUGACCCUAGUCGUUGGAUUAGCCGUUGAUUACGUGGUCCAUCUCGCAGACGGCUACGUCCGCUCCCAGAAGCACUCGCGCGGCGACAAGGUGCGCGAGACGCUGGGUCACGUGGGUAUUUCUGUGUUGUCAGGCGCGUGCACAACCGUAGGAGCGUCCAUUUUUAUGCUGUUUGCGCGAAUUCUCUUCUUUUUUCAAUUUGGAAUCUUUAUUUUUUGCACAAUUGGACUCUCGAUAUUUUACGCGUUAUUUUUCUUCACCACUGUCCUCGCUCUGGUAGGACCUGAAGGCAGCAGGGGUUCAAUACUACCGCUAGUGCGCUAUGUGAGAGACAAACUGCGCAACAAGAAACCCACAGAUGUCACUUGUCAGCAAUGCGAUGGACGAGGAUUUCAUGCCCAGCCCCCUCGAGAGAACAGCACAUUUACUCCUGUAGAUAUCUCGUAAAACCUUGCUAUGUCCUUGGGAAUGUAAAUAUCGAUUAAUUUUACAGGAACAUAAUUUACAGAAGCAAAACCAUUUGAAGAAUAAAAUGUUAAUGCUGUCGCAUUAGUUUUUUGUACAGCGGUAUGUUGUGCUAUAGUUACCAGUUUUUCGCUCGGACAACUGUCACAGGUAGUUCUAGCAUGUGUUACACUGUUCGACACAAGGUUGUACCUCGGCGGAUCUAUGCGAAUUUCACGUCGUUAAAUUUGUUGUAUUUCAAGGUUCUUAUCGUCAACGGUCUUUAUUCGUCCUAUUCACGUAAAGGUUCAAAGGAAACGGAGGGCGUUGUAAACAAAGAAAUUCACGGAGCGAUUAAAGGUACAAACAGUUUUGUUUAACCGAGUGUUUGGUCUCCAGAAUAGUAUUUGCUAUCGACGGUUACAUAAAAUGUGGCCAGUUUCUUUCUCAUUUCAAAACACCUUACCUCAUCUUUAGUAAUCUCACCCUUAAGCUGAAGCUAAGUUUCAGUAUCAUACAGAUUCACUCCUUACAUUACGCUAUCUCUCAUGUUGGUGUCACAGUACCACAAAACUGUUAAUAGUACGGUCGAUCACUGGGAUGGGAAGGCGAAGGAGGCACGUCCGAGUGUCCAUGUUAUAGAGACUGAAAUGAUAAGAAUGCUGUUUUUUUUUUCUGGGUUCAAGUGAACUGUCCAUAAUAUUGAGGUGCCAGUAUCACGGAGCUCUUCGACUGUACCGGACAAUUUCAUUCCCAGAGCCACUCGUCCCUCUUAGCUGCGGGGCCUUGGCAAAGAGGAAAAGCUGGUCAUAAAGAUAUAAUUUUGAUUAGCAAGAUUCCAAGAUUUUCGCUACUUCAACGACGUUUUCUUUCCGAAAUAUAUUUACUGGUUGAUAUCUCACUAAAACGG
Messenger RNA from Orbicella faveolata, 4247 nucleotides. RefSeq names its product protein dispatched homolog 1-like. Gene Ontology annotation, molecular function: transmembrane transporter activity. The record is from RefSeq and is a predicted model, not a curated record. NCBI's taxonomy places the organism in Eukaryota, Metazoa, Cnidaria, Anthozoa, Scleractinia, Merulinidae. Gene Ontology annotation, cellular component: membrane.